Molecule: messenger RNA, 1556 nt
Organism: Blepharisma stoltei
Lineage: Eukaryota; Ciliophora; Heterotrichea; Heterotrichida; Blepharismidae
Source: the annotation of a GenBank genome assembly
AUGGCAUCUCGUUUAAAAACAACAAAAUCAUUAGAUUCAAAGGAUAAUAAGUCGCAUCUUCCUGCUCUAAAUCCUUCGUUUGAAAGGAUCAAAAGGGUCUAUAUUGCGCAAAUUACGAAAGCAGAUUCCAAGCCCCAAAAGGUAAUUUUCGAAUAGUCCAGAUUGUAGAUAGACUAUACUUGGGAUCAGUGGGAGCUGCUUACACCCUUGCAGUAUUAAAAAAUUUUAAAAUCACUCACAUUUUGACGCUCUGUGAGUGUUUACCACCAAAGUUUCCUAAUGUAAAUUCUACUUACUACUUUUUCAAGAAAAGGCAAGGUAUAUAGCAAAAAAUCUGAAUUUUUAUGAUAUUUAUGAAAAAAAAUUUUUUUAAAAUAUAUUUGAUAUAAAAUUAAUAAUUAUUUUUUAAUUAAACCUCGAUUAAUUUUAUUUUUACAACAUUGAAAAUGUCAGUUAGGGAUAGGUCCUAGCUCCUGUUCAAACAGGAUGGACCUAUAAACCGAGCUUAGUGAGAGAACUUCAACUUCUUGAGAGUCUCGGCUUGAUAGAGAAGGGUCAUUGCUGUGUCUGGCACUGACUAGAGAAGUCUUAACGGGCUUAUUAACUUUAACGGUUCGAAGGCUAGGCCGGUUCACCUACCGUUGCUCAGAGCUGUUAAUUUAGCUGAACCUCAAGAAAGGGACUUUAUAGGCAUUCAAGAUGCUAAAGUAAUUCUUUAAACUUAAACUUAAAAAUUUUAUUUUAAAUUAGAAAAUAGUCAUAUAUGAAAAAUACUUAUUGAAUUGUGUUUAAAAUAGAUUAAACGCAUAAUUAUUAACAUUUACGUGAAGAGUUAUUUAAAUUAAAUUAAAUGAUCAUGCUGGCCAUAAGCGGGAAAACCACUAGCCAGCUCCAAAUGCCGCCAUUUUGGAUUUCCGACUAAACCACUUGUCCAAGGGAUCAGUUUCCUAGGGCAGAGCCACCGUCUGUAGAGAGCUCCAAUAGCCUCGAUGAGGAAAUGCCAUGUAAAUAAAAAAAAACCUAUCUAGCCCUGAGGUGGUACAGGAAAACCUUCGGGGGAGAAACAAAAAACUUCCUUCUUCGGUAAGGCAUCGUCAAGACCAACUUCAAAAAUAGAUAUAAGCCUUGUUUUCAGCUUCAUCAGGAUGGGUCAAACCUGCUCCAAAGGGAGUGCGCCUCGGAAUCCGUUUUUCGUCGACGUCACUAUUAUCUUAUUUAUUGUGAAGAGUUAGGAAUUCGAAUAUAAAGUUAUAUGCAUAACAGAUGAGCCGACUUCUCAUAUUUCUUCACAUUUUAAGGAAUGUUUGGACUGGAUAAAGACUGCUAUUAGCAAUGGCGGAGUUGUUUUAGUGCACUGCUUUGCUGGGGUUUCGAGAUCAUCAACAAUAAUAAUCGCUUAUCUUAUGAGAUAUCAUAACAUGAAUUUGAAAGAAGCAAUUUUGUAUGCAAAAUCCAAAAGACCUUGGAUAAAUCCAAAUUUUGGUUUCAUGGGACAGUUAAGAAGGUAUGAAAACUUUUUAAACAAUCAAAGGAAAAAAGGAGCGAUUGAAAAUUAG